AUGGCCCCCAAGCGCAUCGUCGUUGAGCCUCGAUCUCGCCGUGCUCCCAAGGGUGUUAUCGGCUCCACCUAUGACGCUCUUACCUCUUCCGAGAACGCCGCUGUCGUCCGUAGCAUCGCUAUCUUUGGUUUUGCUGUGACAUUCCUAUCUAGCUCUUGGGGCGAGAUCCUUCUGCCUCCCCAGUAA
Molecule: messenger RNA, 186 nt
Organism: Fusarium poae
Lineage: Eukaryota; Fungi; Ascomycota; Sordariomycetes; Hypocreales; Nectriaceae
Exons: 3
Coding region: 1-186 (61 amino acids)
Source: RefSeq, a predicted model, not a curated record